This is a messenger RNA of Pteronotus mesoamericanus, 4892 nucleotides long. It is a transcript of the gene MTMR12, whose product is annotated as myotubularin related protein 12. NCBI's taxonomy places the organism in Eukaryota, Metazoa, Chordata, Mammalia, Chiroptera, Mormoopidae. The transcript has 16 exons. The record is from RefSeq and is a predicted model, not a curated record. Bases 120 to 2363 code for a protein of 747 amino acids. Gene Ontology annotation, molecular function: phosphatidylinositol-3-phosphate phosphatase activity. Gene Ontology annotation, cellular component: membrane; cytoplasm. Gene Ontology annotation, biological process: phosphatidylinositol dephosphorylation.
GCCGUCUCGGUCCUGGGGAUGGGCGGAGCCCCGGCCGCUUGUGCUGGUGGCCGCCGCCGCUGCCGUAGUCCGAGCGGCCACCUCUGUUCCGGCGCGUCGCUGCUUCCCAGGGUGGUGGUAUGCUGGGGAAAGCGGUAGUCGGCGGUGGCGGCGGCACCAAGGCGCUGAAACCCUCCUUCGUGUCGUAUGUGCGCCCCGAGGAAAUUCACACAAACGAAAAGGAAGUAACAGAGAAGGAAGUAACUCUUCACUUGUUGCCAGGUGAGCAGCUGCUUUGUGAAGCCAGCACAGUACUGAAGUAUGUCCAGGAAGAUUCCUGUCAGCGUGGGAUCUAUGGGAAACUCGUCUGCACAGACUUCAAGAUCGCUUUCCUGGGCAGUGACGAAGCCGCACCGGCCAAUGAUGAAACCCAGUUUAAGAAUAAGGUGAUAGGAGAAAAUGACAUCACUCUUCACUGUGUUGACCAGAUUUAUGGAGUGUUUGAUGAGAAAAAAAAAACUAUCUUUGGACAACUGAAGAAGUACCCUGAGAAACUCAUCAUCCACUGCAAAGACCUCCGGGUAUUCCACUUUUGUCUGAGGUACACAAAAGAAGAGGAAGUCAAAAGGAUUGUCAGCGGCAUAAUUCAUCAUACCCUGGCUCCUAAACUGCUUAAGCGAUUGUUUCUCUUUUCUUAUGCAGCUGCUAUACAAAACGGAACAGCCACCACUCCCAAGAACCACACUGUAAUGUUUGACACACUUGAGGACUGGUGCUGGGAAUUGGAGCGGACUAGAGGCAACAUGAAGUACAAAGCAGUGAGUGUCAAUGAAGGCUACAGAGUCUGUGAAAGGUUGCCAGCAUACUUUGUUGUCCCCACCCCUCUUCCUGAAGAGAACGUGUCACGCUUUCAGGGUCACGGCAUACCAAUAUGGUGCUGGUCCUACCACAAUGGGUGUGCCCUUUUGAAAAUGUCAGCCCUACCCAAAGAACAGGAUGAUAGCAUUUUACAAAUCCAAAAGAACUUCUUGGAUGGAAUUUACAGGAUCAUCCACAGGCCACCCUAUGAAAUUGUCAAAACCGAAGACCUGUCAAGCAGCUUUGUGUCGCUGCAGGACAUCCAGACCGCAUAUGCCAAAUUCAAGCAGCUCUUUCUUAUAGAUAACAGUACCGAAUUUUGGGACACAGACAUAAAAUGGUUUUCUCUGUUGGAAAGUAGCAGCUGGCUUGAUAUAAUCAGACGUUGCUUGAAAAAAGCAAUAGAAAUUAUAGAAUGUCUGGAAGCACAGAACAUGAACGUUCUCCUUUUAGAGGAGAACGCUUCUGACCUCUGCUGCCUCGUUUCCUCUCUGGUGCAAGUGAUGAUGGAUCCCCACUGUAGAACCAGCAUUGGCUUCCAGAGCCUCGUCCAAAAGGAGUGGGUCAUGGGCGGGCACUGUUUCCUGGAUCGCUGCAACCAUCUCCGUCAGAGCGACAAGGAGGAGGUCCCUGUGUUCCUGCUUUUCUUAGACUGUGUCUGGCAGCUGGUGCACCAGCAUCCCCCAGCAUUUGAAUUUACGGAGACUUACCUGACUGUUUUGUCAGAUAGCUUGUACGUACCGAUUUUUAGCACCUUCUUCUUCAAUUCGCCUCAUCAAAAAGAAACUAACAUGGGCAGGGAAGGCCGGGAUGCACAAAGCAAGUCUUUGAGUCCGCUCACCGUGUGGGAUUGGUCUGUACAGUUUGAACCCAAAGCCCAGACGUUGCUCAAAAACCCUCUGUAUAUGGAAAAGCCAAAACUGGACAAAGGCCAACGGAAAGGAAUGCGCUUCAAACAUCAACGACAGCUUUCUUUGCCACUCACCCAAUCUAAGUCAUCUCCCAAGAGAGGAUUUUUCAGGGAAGAAACAGAUCAUUUAAUUAAAAACCUCCUGGGCAAGAGAAUUAGCAAACUCAUUAAUUCUUCUGAUGAGCUGCAAGACACCUUUCGGGAAUUCUAUGACAGCUGGCAUAGCAAGCCCACUGACUACCACGGUCUGUUGUUGCCUCACAUCGAGGGGCCAGAGAUCAGAGUGUGGGCCCAGCGCUACUUGCGCUGGAUUCCAGAAGCCCAGAUCCUGGGCGGCGGCACGGUGGCCACCAUGAGCAAACUCUUGGAAAUGAUGGAGGAAGUACAGAGCCUACAAGAAAAAGUCACCGAGGGACACCCCCACCAGGAGGCCCUCCAGGCAGAGCCCCCCUCCCUGCUGAGGAACUCCGUUCGCCUGUCCUCUUUGUUUCCUUUUGCUUUGGUGCAGCGACCUUCCUCUAAGCCCGUCCUGCCCACCAGUGGCUGGAAAGCCCUGGGAGAUGAGGAGGACCUGGCCAAACGGGAAGAUGAGUUUGUGGAUCUAGGGGACGUGUGACCUCUCUGGUCAGCGACUGUGGAAGAGGAAUUUUGAAGCCUGGGACGGGAGGCCAGCACACGGACCUCUGGGCUGGUGCCACGCGACGCCCACUGCUGGACGCGGGGCCGCCGGCCCUGAGCGCUAUGCGGCAGACCUGGGCCUUCUGGGGAAGAGCUGGUUCUCGGCGGGGGUGUUUGUUUUGUGUGUGUGUGUUUUUUUUUAAUGGUCCUAAAAGACUAUGCAAUUAAAACCAUCUGUCUAGUAUUAUUAAUUGAAAGGAAUUAUUACUUGACCCAUAAUAGAAUUGUAGCUGUUAUCUGAUGCGUAAAUAUUAUACAGAAUCUGCAGUAGCUGGUUUACUACUAAAAAGGGCUUUAGUAAGAUAUUCUUGGACUUCAUUCUUUCUUCAGAUCCUUUCUGUGCCAGGAUAAUUUAUCCAGUCACUGGGAAGAGUCAGUGUCUCUCUCACCUGUCUCAGUUCGGAGCAGGUUCAGCUUUGUGUGGGGUGUGUGUGGCAAACAAAGAUUCAGAUCGUGGCGUUGAGAUGUAUGGCACUUACUCAAACCAACCACAGCAUUUUUCCUUCCUGCAUCUUCCUGCUUGGAGAGAAGCUGGAGAAAUGCUACCCAUGUCACCUAUCCUGACGUUUCACACCGUCCUCCCUCCUACAUCGGCCGUGUCGCUUUGUAGGGGUGCCGGCGCACCAACCACACCACCUUUGUGCUCGCACCUCCAGGCCUCGUCCCGCCUGCUCUGCCCCGCCCACCGCCGUCCUCCUGUGCUGCCCGCUCUGGUGCAUGUGGGCCCAGGGUCUUGCUGCUAAACCCGGUGGUUAGACUGGAAGACUCUCUUGGGUCUGCCCAGAGGAGCUCCUGUUCUUCAGGAGGCCCUCAGUGUUUGCGAGUACAGUGGUACCUCGGUCCUCGUCAGUUCGUUCUGAGAGGCCAGCAAGCGACGGGAGAUGAAGCACUUUCUCUUGUGAGGUGCCGUCUGACUCACACAAGUUCCAGCGAGCGCGGCAAGCAGUGAGCAAGCGCCGAGUGCUGAAACCUUUUUUCUCAUCAGAAUGCAGUGAGCACCAGGUUUGAUGAGUCCUGAGGCUGACGAGUGCUGAGGUACCACUCUCAUCGCUCUGCCGCCUUCUAGCAGCAUGCCGCAGUCCCGGAGCCGUUGGGACCACGGACCCUGUAGCCGGCACUCCUGAGCUUUCCCCACAUUCUCUGUCCCCCGGCAGACUGAUGAGGAUCGCUUUUGAAUGUGGCUUUCAUAGGGAAGCAGUUAAGCAUAAAUGUCCAUAGUGAAGGGUAUGGUAUAGUACCUCAGCAACUUAAAAGCCAUAGAAGAAACGUAACUGUGUCUGUUAACCUUGCAUCUGCUGUCUAAGUGAUCUAUAUUUUUAAAUGCAGGAAAGUACCCUUUGUAAGGACCAGUUUUUUCAUUCUCAAAGGAACCCUAUUAAAUCCCAUUAAAGGGAAGGGGAGGGAAAAAAACUAAUGUUACAAUGUUUCAAAUGGAAUGUUUGCCUUUUAUAUACAUUCACUCUCUGGUAUAGAUCCCAAUGUAAAUAUUACAUGUUUAAAAAAACUUUGAGUUGCUCAAGGUCGAUAAGAAGUUCUGAAAUGAUUAACAAAGAAGUUUCUCAGUUUGCACUGAAUCGUCUUUUGUAAGUACCAGAAGCCACUUUGCCACUCCACUCCAUGGAGACACACGAGCCGGGGUCGUCUGUUAGGAUGGUCCAAGGCUGAGGGGAGGGCAGGGUUCACACGUGGGGGCCAAGCACAUGUCCAGUCUCGGUUGCCUUAAGAUUCUCACUAGGGAGGUUGGUGUUAGGCUUGCAAUAGGGAUUUUGGAAAUACACCAGUUCAUUCGCUACCUUCGCAUAUUUUCUGUGGGCCUUCUGAAACCGGCACUAACCUCUGCUUCUCUGCCCCAGCUGUUUCCCAAGGACACUAUGGAGCUAACUAUUUUUUUUUUUUUUACCACAUUGUAACGUGAAUAUUUAUACAGUGGUCUCUUCAGUCUUAGGAUCUUAGUAAUUUUCAUUCCAGAAAUGCCCAGUGUGAGGCUUUACACUUCACAAAGAUGAUUUAAAGACCCUUGUCAUAGCAGUUGAAUGUGCAUUGAAAUAUUUUUCUACGAGUUAAAAAAAAUUACAAUAGAAAAAUAAGCUGUUAUAACAUGGAAGGUCGUGACCAUUUAUGUAUUUAUAUUUGAAAUCAGAUUUCUAUAAACUUGUAUUUGUGUACAGAAUUCUCAGUGGCUUUAUAUAUUGUGACAUUUUUAUUCAAGAUUGAAAUGUGGGUUAUGCUUAACAGUUAAAGCUGAAAUGAGACCAUUUUCUUUGUUUAAAAUGCACUGUGCAAGUUCGGAAAUGUACAUUAAUUUACUGUAUAUAAUAUCUUGAGUUUGUUUAUACCUCCAAGUUUUUACACUGAAGAUAAAUUAGCUUUAAUUACAUUCAAAACUUUUUUUUUAAUGGAAUAAGCUGUUGGGCGAAAUCUGUAUAAAUGUGCUUUUUAUUUUCUGGAUGUACAAUGAAAGUUUAUA